Sorghum bicolor (sorghum) is the source of this 1896-nucleotide messenger RNA. Its product is annotated as probable serine/threonine-protein kinase PBL15. Gene Ontology annotation, molecular function: protein kinase activity; ATP binding. Lineage: Eukaryota; Viridiplantae; Streptophyta; Magnoliopsida; Poales; Poaceae. The record is from RefSeq and is a predicted model, not a curated record. Gene Ontology annotation, biological process: protein phosphorylation. The transcript is spliced from 2 exons. The coding region runs from base 214 to 1527 and encodes 437 amino acids.
AGUGGUUCGGAGCAGUUGGGGGUGCUGUGCUGUGUUGGAACGGUUGGCGUUGGCCCCCCCUUGCCUUGCCCUUGGCUUGGCCCCUCUAUAUGAUCCCCACGCCUCCCGUGCCUGCUGCCACUCUAACCACCGCACCUCCGUCGGCCGGCAAGGCAUCCAUCCACUCCCCGUACGUCCGGUGCCUGACCUCAUUCCCUCUCCCUCCACUCCGAGAUGCCCAAGCCGUGGAGGCCGGUGCUGGCGUCGGCAACCAAGUGCUGCGCGGCGGAGGACGCGGCGGUGGCCCCCGACGGGCUGGCGCGGUGCAGGCCGCAGCAGUCGGAGCUCUCGCGCCGGCUCGCGUCCUUCAGGCGGCUCUCGUCGCUGGCCAACAGCCCGGCGUCGGGUGGCACCACCGUGGUGGUGGACAAGGACGGCAGCGUCAAGCAGCAGCAGGGAGAGGAGAUGGUGGAGGGCCCGCUGCAGCUGCACUCGUUCGGCCUCGGCGAGCUCCGCGGCGUCACGCACGACUUCUCCAGCAGCUUCCUCCUCGGCGAGGGCGGCUUCGGCGCCGUCUACAAGGGCUUCGUCGACGCCGGCAUGCGCCCUGGCCUCUCCUCCCAGCCCGUCGCCGUCAAGCAGCUCAACGCCGCCGGCUUCCAGGGCCACCGCGAGUGGCUCGCCGAGGUCAUCUUCCUCGGCCAGUUCCGCCACCCCCACCUCGUCCGCCUCCUCGGCUACUGCUGCGAGGACGAGGAGCGCCUCCUCGUCUACGAGUUCAUGCCGCGCGGCAGCCUCGAGAACCACCUCUUCAGGAGGAUCUCGGCGACGCUGCCAUGGGGCACCCGUCUGAAGGUGGCGAUCGGCGCCGCCAAGGGCCUAGCGUUCCUGCACGCCGCCGCCACGCCGGUGAUCUACCGCGACUUCAAGGCGUCCAACAUCCUCCUCGACUCCGACUUCACGGCGAAGCUCUCCGACUUCGGGCUGGCCAAGAUGGGUCCCGAGGGCGAGGACACGCACGUGACGACGCGGGUGAUGGGCACGCACGGGUACGCGGCGCCCGAGUACGUGCAGACGGGCCACCUCAACGUGAGGAGCGACGUGUACAGCUUCGGCGUCGUGCUCCUGGAGCUCCUCACGGGCCGCCGCGCCAUGGAGCACGUCCGGGGCCGCGCCGCGCACGCCGACCAGCAGGUGAAGCUCGUCGACUGGACGCGCCCGUACCUCAGCGGCGGCAGCCGCCGGCUGCGCUGCAUCAUGGACCAGAGGCUCGCCGGGCACUACUCCGUCAAGGGCGCGCGCGCCGUCGCGCAGCUCGCCGUGCAGUGCACGGCGACGCAGCCGAGGGACAGGCCCAGGAUGGUGGCCGUCGUCGAGGCGCUGGAGAAGCUGCAGGGGCUCAAGGACAUGGCCGUCACCGUCGGGCUCUGGCCCGCCGCCGCGCCUGUCGCUGGCAGGAACGCCAUCUCGGCGAAGAUCCGCGCCGAGGUCAAGGGCGCCGGCGGCGCUGGGUCGCGGCGGAGGAGCGCGUCCUCCAAGCUGCCGUAGUAAUUGAUGCAUCGGAUCGAUCCUCGAUUGGUUCGGCAGCGGCAGGACACCGGCCUGCGUGCCACGUCGUAUAACGUGUCUCGUCGUGUACCGGGGUGUAGGAAUCUUAUUUCGAUCUUUAUGGUAUAAUGUAAUGUGCCCGCGUGUCGUGAGUGUAUAUAGUACUGUAAAACGUAAGAUCUGCAGCUGCGGUAUAGUUUAGGCGCGUCGAGAUUGGUGAGGCAGAGAUGCAUGGUCAUGCAUGCAUGCCUCUGAAAUCUGUAUCCUCCAUGACUCACUGUACGAUCCACUACCUAUUGCUCCUGGAUUCAUCAUGGUUCAUGAAGCGAUCGUUUAAUUUUGCGAAUACAUGCCAAGAAGAUACAUACA